This is a messenger RNA of Morchella sextelata, 2067 nucleotides long. RefSeq lists its product as uncharacterized. The coding region runs from base 1 to 2067 and encodes 688 amino acids. NCBI's taxonomy places the organism in Eukaryota, Fungi, Ascomycota, Pezizomycetes, Pezizales, Morchellaceae. Gene Ontology annotation, biological process: endoplasmic reticulum to Golgi vesicle-mediated transport; intracellular protein transport. Gene Ontology annotation, molecular function: syntaxin binding. The transcript has 5 exons. The record is from RefSeq and is a predicted model, not a curated record. Gene Ontology annotation, cellular component: cytosol; Golgi membrane.
AUGGCUACUGCGCGCCAAACUUUGCGAGAUCGUCAAGUCGCCUCCAUCGAGAAGAUCCUAAACCUAAAUCAUGAUCAAUCGAAGCAUGAGCCUGAAGCAAAUGGCCUUAUUCCAUCAUCCACCCCGAUCCUGAAUGAAGAAGGAGAGCCUAUAUGGAAGGUGCUCGUCUUCGACAACCUCGGCCGUGAUGUCAUUUCAUCUGUCCUCAGAGUUCAGGAUCUUCGGAACUUUGGGGUGACCAUACAUCUCAAUCUGCACACUCCUCGCCAUCCCAUCCCGGAUGUUCCAGUUGUCUACUUGGUCGAGCCAACCGCCGAGAACAUCGCUGCAAUUUCUGCGGAUCUUUCCAAGAACUUGUAUGAUACCGCAUAUGUCAACUUUCUUUCCUCAGUUCCCCGUGCUCUGCUUGAAGACUUUGCAGCGACAACGGCCCAGAAUAAUAAUUCUGAGAAAAUCGCACAAGUUUAUGAUCAGUACUUGAACUUCGUGGUCUCCGAGCCGGAUUUAUUCAGUUUGAACCUAAAAGACGUGUAUCACACCGUGAUCUCUGCGCAGGUAGCAAAGACUGUUAUUGAGGAAACAAUUGACAAAGUUGUUGGGGGCUUAUUUUCGGUGGCUGUUACAAUGGGAUCUAUUCCUAUAAUCCGAGCUCCUACAGGGCAUGCUGCUGAAGUCAUAGCCCAGAAGCUCGACCGGAAGCUGCGUGACCAUGUUCUUAACUCUCGCGAUAAUAACCUAUUUUCGGCUCGCGUGGGCUCCACUACUACGCCAGCCGCCCGCCCAGUCUUAAUCAUUCUCGACCGUAACAUCGAUCUUAUCCCAAUGCUAUCACAUUCAUGGACCUACCAGUCCUUAGUUCACGAUGUGCUAAACAUGCGAUUGAACCGAAUUACAGUGGAGACGAUCGAUGAUAAUGGCAAAGUGGGGAAGAAGAGUUAUGACCUUAACUCCAAUGAUUUCUUUUGGGCUAGAAAUGCUGGUGUACCGUUCCCGCAGGUUGCGGAGGAUAUUGAUGCUGAGUUGACGAGGUAUAAAGAAGAUGUUGCCGAAAUUACAAGGAAGACUGGCACAAGUUCACUGGAGGAUCUACAAAGCGACGUUGGCUCCUCGGCACAACAUCUCAAAGCGGCUAUCACUCAGUUGCCGGAAUUGCGCGACAGAAAGGCAAUCCUUGAUAUGCACAUGAACAUUGCACAUGCACUUCUCAAGGGGAUCAAAGAACGUCAGCUCGAUAAUUUCUUCCAGAUCGAAGAAAAUAUUACUAGGCAAACUAAAGCUCAACUUUUGGAGGUUAUCAAUGAUCCAGAGAGGAAGAACCCCGUAGAUAAAAUGCGGAUGUUCAUCAUUUGGUAUUUAAGCACUGAGAGCGUUGUUAGCAAAGUUGACAUGAAUGAGUACGAGGAGGCUUUGAAGAAUGCGGGCUGUGAUCUAGCACCAUUGGCAUAUGUCAAGAAGGUGCGUGAACUUACGAAGAUGACAAUGAUGACUUCGGCACCAUCCCAACAGCCUGUACAGACCACUGGUGGCACUGAUAUCUUCAAAGGUUUUAGUUCCAUCAGCAACAGGUUGACCGAUCGGCUCAAAGACGGGGCACUUGGAGGUGGAUUUGAAAACUUGAUCUCAGGAGUAAAGAAUUUCCUUCCGGUCAACAAGGAUCUCACAAUUACAAAGAUCGUCGAGUCUCUCAUGGAUCCCACCUCGUCAUCUACCUCUGCGCUUGCAAAAACCGAAAAUUACCUUUAUUUUGAUCCUCGCUCAUCUACUGCACGCGGUACUACCGGUGCCCCGGCUGGGGCCGCCAGACUUGGGCCAGAUGGUAAGCCAAUUUCAGGAGGACCCACCUUUGGGCAACGUCGUCAAGGGUUCACGGAGGCUGUUGUAUUUACGGUUGGAGGCGGUAAUAUGGAGGAGUAUGGCAACUUGCAAGAAUGGAGCAGGAGGAACAAUGCUAGUGCUGCUGGUAACUCUGCUGUUGUCAGGCGUAAGGUUGUCUAUGGUAGCACCGAUUUGAUAAGUGCAGAAAGAUUUGCAGACGGCGAAUUGAAGAGACUUGGUGAAGAGGGCUAA